Oxyura jamaicensis (ruddy duck) is the source of this 380-nucleotide messenger RNA. RefSeq names its product MIEF1 upstream open reading frame protein-like. Bases 38 to 352 code for a protein of 104 amino acids. The transcript has a single exon. The record is from RefSeq and is a predicted model, not a curated record. NCBI's taxonomy places the organism in Eukaryota, Metazoa, Chordata, Aves, Anseriformes, Anatidae.
UCCCCGCGGCCCCCCGCAGGUCUCCCCGCGGCUCCCCAUGGCAGCGUGGUCGCGGGAGGCCGUCCUCAGCCUGUACCGGGCUCUGCUGCGCCGGGGCCGGGCGCUGCGCUACACCGACCGCGACUUCUACCGGGCCGCCGUCCGCAGCGAGUUCCGCCGCCACCGCGGGCUGCAGCGGCCGGAGGACAGGGAGAGGCAGCUGGAGAAGGGGCAGGCUUUCCUGCGGAGCGGGCUGGGGGGGGCUGCUCUAGGCCUUGCCCGUGCUCUGGAGGCUCCUCCUGCUCCCCCCCACGCCCUCCGAUUCCCUAAUUGUGCCCGGCUGAUUAAUGCUUCCUGCCCGCCGCCGUCCUGAAGAAGCACGGAAGGUGCCUCCGCAGUCC